AUGACUGUAAUAAUCCGCUUCUUUUUAGGAGGCAUUACUCAGAUUGACCAGCGCCCAUCACAGAUAAACAGUUUUCCGGGUCUUGGGAUGGAGGCUGUGUGGGAUUUGGUUGAUCUAUAUGCCUGGGUUUUGAUGGUCCUUCAGCAAAUCAGCCAAACUGCUAUCGUGGCCCAUGCACGCAAAUGGACCCUCUCUGUGGAACUCCAUGGGUCAGAAGUUAGUAAAACCCUACAUGCAAUGACCAUUGCAUCCACAACACUCGUGAUUGAACAGUUCUCCUCCUGUUCUUAUUCUGUUGGAGUUUCGGUGGGGCCCGCGGAGUUCGGAGAGUUCCCCCGAUUAGAGAUCGGUAUAGGGAAUGGCAAACGGGGUAAGCGCGGCGGAGGUGAUGGCUGGUUUGUCCGACUUCCUGAGGGGCGAGUGACGCCACCUGCUAAAUUGGUCAUGUCAACGGCAGACGACUGA
Opisthorchis viverrini is the source of this 465-nucleotide messenger RNA. RefSeq lists its product as hypothetical. NCBI's taxonomy places the organism in Eukaryota, Metazoa, Platyhelminthes, Trematoda, Opisthorchiida, Opisthorchiidae. The transcript is spliced from 3 exons. The record is from RefSeq and is a predicted model, not a curated record. Bases 1 to 465 code for a protein of 154 amino acids.